UUUAAGUCUUACUUAGGACACAUUAAUAAUUGAUAUUUUUUUAGAAUAAUGUAUAACAAACUAAACACAAAAAGUUCUCUUUAAGUUUUGGCAUUACAAAUAUAAUAUAAGAUUAUAUAAGGCGGUUAGCGAAUACUGUAUUGUUCCGGACGGAAUAGGGCGGGGCCUGGAAUAAUGACUGCAGUAAGGGUGCAAUGAAAGUUUUACCUGAGAUUUGAGUAAUGCAACGAGGGUCGUAGUUUCAUGUGGCAACUCUCGGUGUUCGGUGUGACGGUUAAAUUUCCUGAUGAGUUCAAGAGGGAAAAUUGAGAAAUGGUUAUUGUCGGACUGGAGCUCUGGGCACAAUAAUCAUGAAGUGUUAAAAAUUAGUGAUGUAGUCAUUGCAAAAUCUGACCGGAAGAACGAAGAACAAAUAGUGGAAGCGGAAGUUAGGACAGAAAAUAGAAAUUCGAAUGCGAAUGAAAUUGCUUCGGAGACAGAAAAUAAUAAAAUCCAAGACGGCGACGAUUUUUCACCGAGUACCUCAUCCUGGGAACCAACUGACGGUAGUUCAUCAUCGGAAGAUUCAGAUAUGGAGGUGGCACAAUCGAAGACUUUAAAAAUGGAACAAUACAUUCGUCAAUUCGCUAAAAGAAGAAACAGUAAAAAAGUUCCAACACCAAUGCAUCGACCCAACGCCGUUGUAAAAGUUUUACAGGAACGUCAGAUUAACAAAAACAAUAGAAGUCUUAGUGACACCCGUAAGAGGAAAUACCGAGAAAUUCUAACUAAUAACAAAUCUCUACCUGACUCUACACGAAAAAAUGUAUCGCCGCCAAAAGAUGCCGGCGAAACCAUAAAUAUUAAUAAGAUCGAAAUAUUUAAGAUAAAGGCAAGUUUCGAUGAAUUAUUUCAAAUGCUCAAUGAUAUGAAAUCGCAGUCGAAAGAUCAAAACUACACUGGCAGUCAUAAUAGGGAUGAGGUGGUGCAAGUCAGUAAAAGUAAAAUCCUCGACGAAAACGAAGUAGUAGGUAAUGCGAGUUACGUUGAACAUAGCGAUAGAAGCCAAAGCGAAGAAUCGAAUCGUUCAGAUGAUAACGUCUUAAUUACCAAUAAAUAUCACAAAGCACGAAUGUCACCAGAGAACCAACAGAAAACCGAUUCUCACAAAGAAAGUGAAUGGGUACCAAUUGGAAGUGGGAAAACAUUAAUACAUAAAGACAAAUACAGAAAAGUUAACUGGAAAUCAUACACAAUCGCAACGCGGUCAUUGUUACUAGCCACAUUUCCGAGAAGGAUAUUAGCGACGCACUCCUUAACAGGCAAGCGGUCACCGGCUUUUCUUAAUAAACCACCAAAAAUGUGUCUCGAUCCGAAGAUAGUUUCGGACAUCAUCAUUGAAAUCACAUCUAAAUUUAAAGUUAAGGAAAAUUUAGUCAGGGGUAUAAUAACAACGAAAUGCGCCGAUGAGUGUAAAAUGUACAAAAUGAGAUUAAGAAAUAAAAAUGUUCAACUAAAAGGACUCAAGGAACAGCCACAAAAACUCAAAGCAGAAUCUAAGAAGGGAUAAUAUCUAGUUGAUAUGUUUCUAUGAAUGACCAAAGGAUAUUUUAAUAAGUAGCGUCAGCAGUAACAUUACUUCGACUAACCUGUAAUAUUUUUUUUUACGUUUAUUUAACAUUGCCAAUACUUUGGUAUUAUAUUAAUAUAUAAGUUAAGUUAAUUUUAUUGACUACCAUUGUACCAUUAAUACUCAUUAUUAUUAUGGUUUAGCUUGAUCAAUGAAUUGUAUAUUUUUACUAACUUUAAGUUUUCAAUUUCUAAU
Molecule: messenger RNA, 1804 nt
Organism: Vanessa atalanta (red admiral)
Lineage: Eukaryota; Metazoa; Arthropoda; Insecta; Lepidoptera; Nymphalidae
Product: early boundary activity protein 1-like
Exons: 7
Coding region: 287-1549 (420 amino acids)
Molecular function (GO): DNA binding
Source: RefSeq, a predicted model, not a curated record